AUGACUCCCCUUGCAGACAUUAAAAUCUCUUCCAGAGAAGAACACCUUGGGAAGCCUGAUGGCCCCGACAUCAAGACCGUCGCUUUCGGUCAAUCCUCUUUGCCUUCAGAGAUUGCACAUCUUUUUGCUCGCUUCGAGGGCGAGAAAGAGAAAACGUUGACCCGCAAAAUGGAUGCGCACCUCAUACCAAUUGUAAAGACGACUAUCACGUGGGAUCCUCAAAACAACAUAACUUACCAAAUCCUCAAGGCUACUGAGGAAGGAGGCUACGGGGCUGUAGCACCGAUUGUUUACAACAUUGAGCAUAUCCUAGCUUUUGUGCAAGCUGCCGAAGUUAAACGCAGCCCUCUUGUCAUCCACGGACAACCUCCCCUUCGACAUUAUCAUGGUUGGCAUGAGCAACUAAGAAAUGGAGGAAAACUUGGCAAAGACAAAAGAACUGGUUUCGUAUUGCCAUGCGCGCGGAAUUGCGGAAUUGCGACAGAGGCAGAACCAGAAAGAAUUGAGGGUGGGGAGGAUGGGAUUGCAGACACGGCUGAUCUGGAGGGAGCUUUGACAACUGGGGAGCAGGUUGAAGAUUUUAUUGCGACGGCCAUUGAUUUCCUUGCACCGGCUUUUGGAAAUGCUCAUGACGAAUAUGGCAAACGAGGGCCCGUUCUUGAGUUCAAUCGACUCGAUAACAUCCGCGCCAGGGUCAACGGACGCGUGCGCGUGGUUCUCCACGGAACGAACGACUUCCCCGAAAACGUAAUGAAGGCGUGUAUCAAAGGCGGCGUGUCCAAGAUCAACGUUAACAAACUCGUCUUGGAUGACCAUCUCAUCCACGUGAAGGAGCAGUCAUCGAAGCUCAACCUGACAGCGCUUAUGGAACAGGGUGUGGAGAAAGCACAGAAGCUCACAGAGUGGCAGAUGGAUGUUUGUGGCUCUACAAGGAAAGUAAAAUAG
This is a messenger RNA of Fusarium venenatum, 945 nucleotides long. The record is from RefSeq and is a predicted model, not a curated record. NCBI's taxonomy places the organism in Eukaryota, Fungi, Ascomycota, Sordariomycetes, Hypocreales, Nectriaceae.